CACGGAUGUUCGCGCCAGAUUUUAAACACCCGAUAUUAAUUGUGUUAUUUUAAUGGAUUUGGGUCAUAAUGCCACUUUUAGGCAAGAAGAUUUUUGCCCCAUCGAAGCCAUUGGCAGAUAUUCAACCGAAUGAGGCAGUGUACACGAUCCCAUACACAGGAGAAAAGUUCCGACAGAAGUCUGAAUACGACCAAAGAUGUAUGAUGUACAAAGAAAGAAUAUGGACUUGUCAAUGCACGGGCCACGUGAAUCUGUCAUAUGAAGAGGCAUGGAAUUCUGAAAAAGCAGUCCAUAAAACAAUCAAAGAUCAAUUUUCUGAUUGCUUCAAGAAACCAACUUUAGAAAUUGUUCAUCAUGCGACGGUAUCGUUAGAUAAUUUAGUGGAUCAGGCAUGGUUAAAACUACAACAAGUUUUAUGUAUUGGUGAACAUGUAACUUUAAAAGUGAAAUCAGCAGCGAAGACAAUUAAAGCAACUAUCGUCAGUGUAGACACAUGUGGAGUAAACGCCAAUCCUACUAGUAACUGUAGUUCACCAUCAAGUGAUAAAGAAAAUAGUGCAUCUGAAGGAAAAGAAGCAAGUCCUAAAAAAUGGCUUCCGCCCAAGUUAUUACCUUAUAAAUAUAGUAUACGUCUGGAAGAUGAAGAUAAAGUCAUCAAUGCUGUACCAGCUUCUGAUUUGUCGCGAAAUGAGCGUCCACCACCUAAAGAUUUAUUAAGAUUGUUUAUUAGAGCUAAUACGUUACGAGCUGGACAUACACCUACUAGUCCAUGGGUUGUUAAUGAGGCAAUGGUACAAAAAUACAAAUUACCCAGCAAAUUCGCAGAUUUUUUACUUUCUCCUGCCAAGAUGGCUGAAGCAGCUAAAAGAGCAGAAGAAGAAAUAUCUCGGAAAAGAAAAGCAUCUAAAUCAAGGGAUAGGUCAUCAAAGAAACAAAAAUUAGACAAAAAUUCUAAGUCACCUAAGAAAAAAAAGAAAUUAACUGAAAUGAAAGUGAAAAAAUCUGUAAACAAAGGUGUGAUAGAAAUUGAUCCAGACAGUAGCUCAGAUGAUGAAGUUGUUUUAUCGAAAGUGGUCAGAAAAUCAACAGGUGGAACUGACAGUGAUUCUGAUACCCCCCUAAUGAAAAUGAAAUUAACUCCUAAAAAACGUAAAAGUGCUGAUGCGAGUUCGGAUAGUGAUGAUGAACCUUUGAUUAAUCUAGGAAGUGCUAAUAAAAAAUCCCCUAAGAAAAAGAAAACAUCUUCCCCUAAGAAAUCUCAAAAACAGUCUACCAGUAGUAGUGACAAGAAGAAACGAGGCCGUCCAAAGAAAGGAGAGGAGAGGGUGAAAAUAAAACUAAAAAAGAAAAAGUCCAGUGAAAAGGGGUUAAAACAGAUGACCUUGUUUGAAGUUGCAUCAAAAAAGGGAGGUAAAUCUCCCAGUAAGACUACACCAAGAAAACUACUUUCACCUGUCAAUAUAACCCCUGCUAUUGUUUCACAAUUGGUAAAAGCACAGGGUUUAGAAGAUAAAACAAAGUUUAUAGGUUUAGUGAAAAAAGCUGCAGUCACAUUAACAGCUACUCAACGUAAUAAUUUACCCAAGUCAGUUAAAGCUGAGGUUGUCCAAAAAUAUGAACAAAAUAAAGAAAGACAGUUAAUAGCUAAAAUGACACCUGCUGAAAGAGAAACAUAUUUUAAGAAAAAGAGACAGGAAAGAAAACAAGAAAGGAAUAAGCGCUAUGAAGAUCAAGGUUUAAAAUUGACACCAUUACCAGUACCUAAAUUAGUAUCUAGUCCUGAUAGUUUACCUAAUGAAGUAUUUGGAGAUAUUGCUAUGGUAACGGAGAUGAUUAGUUGUUAUAAAGGUUUAUUAAUGCCAGAUGAUGAGUAUCCUAUAUAUACCGAUGCGUUAAUGAAAGCUCUUGCAAGUGGACCAAAUGGUUUUGCCUAUCUAUCACGAGUAUUAGGAGUCUUAUUACAGACAUUAUUACAAGAUGGAAUAGCAGAGGGUUAUACAGAGUUAAAAGUUAAAUUAUCUGAUAUACCUGUCAAUCCGUUUACAGUAUCUGAAUUAGUACGUCUAUGUUUACGUAGUAAUGAUACUGGUGAAGAUGAAGAUGAUAUGAGUGAUGAUCAACAAGAUGUAGAUGUGGCACAGAAUAUUAUUGGGAAAUUAGAAGAUGAAGAAUUUUAUCAGUUAGAUCCUUCAGAUAAACUAGCUAUAUUAAAGGGUUUAUGUUUACGUAUUAUGGGAUCCUACUCAGUACAAGAUUAUAUGGAAGAUAAACAGGUUCAAGCUGUAAAGCUUACAAAACAGAAAUAUGCAGAACAAAGAGAGAUGAAUGAAAAAAAUAAGAAAGAUAAACAACAAAAGGAAGAAAAUAAAUCUGAGAAUCCUACACCAUCUUCCUCGAAUACAUCACAAAAUACUUCAGGACUUGUAAUGUCUGCCUUUUAUGGUACCUUAGAUAAAGUUGACUCGGAUUCCAAUCCAACAACAGAAACUGUAUCAGCUGAUGAUGAAGAUAACCUAGUAACAACAAUAAGGAGUCGGAGAGUUAAUGCUGCUAAAGUUGCUGCUGAAAAAGCUAAGCGGGAAGAUGAACGACGAAAACAGAUAGAGAAAGAUAUGGCAGAAUACAAGAAACAGAAAGAAAAAGAAAACUUUGAUAAGACUUACAAGGAUGGUAUUGAAGCUGCUAAACAGACAUUGCGACUAGUACCUAUAGGAACAGAUCGUAAUCAUAAUAGAUACUGGAUAUUUAAUUCUACAACACCUGGCUUAUAUAUAGAAAAAGGCUGGGUAACAGAUGACUACAGUUAUAAUGUCCAGUCUGAUGGUGAUGAAUCUGUUGCUAAAUUAUUAACUCCUAAAAAAUCAAAUGUAACUGUUAGUCCUCAAGUUACACCAAGAAAAUCUCCUAAGAAGAAUGCACAAAUUGCUCCAAGUUUUCCCCAUGUUGGUCAGAAUCUAUGGUUUGAGUAUGAUUCAGUUAAAGAUUUAGAUCAGCUGAUAAAAGCAUUACAUCCACAAGGUUUACGAGAAAGUAAUCUGAAGACUGAAAUAACCAAACGAUACGAUGAUAUAACAAAAGCUAUCAAUAUAUCUAAAAGAACUAAUCUAGAGUUACGAGAUUCGGAUGGCGAUGUAGAAAUUCUAGCAGGAAUCCGAAGAGAAAUACUAGAGAUGGAAGUUAGAUUACGUAAUGGUGGACUGGGUGGUGUACCAGAUUUCAGUGUUUGGGAACAAAAAGUUCUCUCUUGUGAAACGUUAGAUGUCUUUGGAUCAUUAUUACUAGAUGUACAAACUAAUGUAUUAGAGAAGUUUUUAAAGGGUAUAAUGAAACCUAAAACUCUACCUACAGUCACUACAACUACAGUAAAGACUGAAGUUAAAGAUGGAGAAUCGGAUGAAGAAGAAGAAGAAGAAGAUGAGAAGAGUAAUAUGCCUAAGACUUUAACAGACUGGAUACAAGCUGUAGAGAAUUGUCAAACUAUAUCUCGAUUACACGUCUUAUUGGGUAUACUAGAAACUAGUAUUAGAUGGGAAAAAUCAGCUGAAAAUGCGAAAUGUAAGAUAUGUCGUAAGAAAGAUAAUGACGAUAGAUUAUUAUUAUGUGAUGAAUGUAACCAGGCAUUUCACAUGUACUGUUUACGGCCAGCCUUACGUGAUGUACCUAAAGGUGAUUGGUUCUGUGCUGCGUGUGCUCCAACUCGAAGACCUACUCAUAACUAUCGUAGAUUUGGCUUUGAUGAACCUAACUAUGAUGAUAAUGCUACAGUAGGUGGUACUAUAGAACAUGAAGAUACAUGUGCAGAGUGUGGUGGUGAUGAAGAUCUAAUAGAAUGUUCUGUCUGUCCUCUAGUAUAUCACACCUUCUGUCAUGAUCCUGUAUUACGUUAUCCACCCAGAGGACAUUGGGAAUGUAUGGAGUGUAAAAAUGGUGGUAAAAGAAGGAAAGGAAAGAGGGGUAGUAAAGCAUCUAAAGGAGGAGGAAGGCGCCAUAAUUAUAAUGAUGACGAAACAGCAGACAGUUCAGAAGAAGAAUAUAAACCCAAUAGACCACCGCCUAAGAAGGUUAAAUCUGUUAGUAAACGCAGUAUAUCUAAAUCACGAUCUGUUGCUAUAGAACCAGAUGAUACCCCACCGAAAACUAAUCGUAGAGCGCCGUCAGAAUUAUCACUCUGUGAAGACAUCUUGACGCAACUAGUGAAACAUAAAUGUAGCUGGCCUUUUGCUGAAGCAGUUAGUAAAAAAGAUGUACCAGAUUAUUAUACAAUUGUCAAACAUCCAAUGGAUUUCCGCACCAUGAGGAAUAAAUUUAUGACAUAUUCUUCUGCCCAGGAAUUUAUUGAUGAUCUGAGUUUAGUUUUUAGAAAUACAGCCCAAUAUAACAAGGAAGAUACAGAGAUAUAUCAAUGUAUGUUGACGUUAGAGAAAUUAGUUGGCCAAUUAAUCAGUGCUUAUCUACCUAAUCACAUCUAUAGUCGUGAUGUUGUCGCCAAUGGCUACCAUGAUCAUGGCUACAGCAGCAAGAGAAAGCGACGAUGAAGAUUAUCCUAUCUUUGUAUUUCACCAGAGUUUGAAUCGUGAUUGAAAUCGUAGGUUUCAUUAGAAAAUUUCCCAAUCAUGAAAGUAAAAUAGAUUUAUUUUUAUUUGAAAUACUCGCAAUAAUGAAUGGAAAAAAUUCUUUUAAUUAAUUAAUGUUGUGUUAUCUAUGAAUUUAAAAGAGUGAAAUGCUUAUGUUUCCACAAAUUGAAUUACAGUAGUUGUAGGAAAAUGUUUUUAAAAAGCACAGUAUAUAUUUUAUUGUAUAUAAAGACAUCUGAUGUUCGAUAUAAGUUAUGUAUAAAAUUUCACAUUUAUUAUAGUGCGUCAACUGUUUUGAAUUUUUCUUUUUAAAUGCUGAUAUUGUCUUUAGCACCAACUAGACAGGACAUUAUCAUGUAAUAUGUUAUGUAUUUUAUUAUUUGAAGAUAAGAGAACAUUGAUUCCCAGUUCUAUCAUUUAUAGACCAUUGUUUAUGUAUACAUUAAUAUAAACAUUUAACACAGCAGACAUUAGUUUUAUGCUGACGGAAGAAAAUAAUUGUUGAUUAUACAUACACAUUAUCUCUAUUUCAAAAAAACGAAAGCGGGCGAUAUAAGUAUACAUAAACGGGUCGAUUUCAGUCCUCCCUAAAAUGUAUAAAUUUGUGUAUAAUUUUAUCUCUACAUGAUUCAACAUUAAGGCAUAUUGUACAGAGAAAUUGGUUAAAGGGGAGCAGCUUAGAAAUUUAAAGCUGAUCAUACUCAACUAGCUUCACAAACAUUUAUUUCGACAUAAAUUGUUUUGUUUUAUUACAUACAAGUAAUUAUGCCUAAAACUUAAUGUGGUACAUUCAUCUAGGUUUAAUAAUUAUAGAAUCGUUGUACUAAUCAAUUUGUGUUCAGUGUAUUGAUUUGUACAAUCACAGUACCUGACUUGAGACAUUAAGGAAACAGGGAUAUAAAUAAAUCAGUAGUUAGAUUUUCAGCCCAAAUUAAUACUGGACCAUGUAAGAUCUGAAAAACAAUAUUUCAUAUUUUGUCAAUUCUUAAAAACUCAGUCUAAAGCAUUUGAAUUUACUAUCUUUGCUCCUUUGAAUAAUACAGACCAUUUAUAGACAAUUUCCUCAGCCAUAGCAGUUAUCUAUUAAUAUAUACAUAGGCAGUUCUCUGAAUAAAUAAGACAUCAUCACAGCCAUCUUGGGAUUGUGACAUGUCAAAAAUCAUGGUUCGUCAAUGAACAUGCAUGCUAAGUUUCAUGUCGAUCAUACAUGCAUUGGAGGCACUUUAGGCUGAAGAGUGUUGCUUCAAAGAACAACAAGAUGAGUAGCUCUUGGAGAACAUUUGCUGGUACAAAAAUACAUAGGCAGUUCUCUAUUAAUAAAAUAUAUAGAUUGACUUAUCUAUAUCUGAUUGUAAAGUGCUAGUAUGGUAGAUUUGCUAAACAUUGUCUUUAUUUUUAUACAUCAUGCUGUCAAAAGUAUUUGUUAGUCUGUUUCACCUACUGUAUUACUGACCGGUCAAAUACAUAAGAUGAAAAUGUGUAGAUAUGUCUCUAUUUAACAAUAAAAAUUCAUGUUUUAGUAUUUAGAUAAAAACUUUUUUGGUGGCUUUCUCCUUGUUAUAACUUUUUAGUCAUAGUCGCGCAGGCGCUAUCAAAAUAAAAUGGUUGAGUAAUGGAAUAAAAUUCAUGUAAGUUUUAUGUCUAAUUAUUAUUAAUGAAUAUAAUAGUCAUCAUUGUUAUCUGUUGUCAUAACCUGUACAUUGGCUUCAUUAAAUAAACUAUAUUCACAUAGCCUA
Molecule: messenger RNA, 6310 nt
Organism: Patella vulgata (common limpet)
Lineage: Eukaryota; Metazoa; Mollusca; Gastropoda; Patellidae
Product: tyrosine-protein kinase BAZ1B
Exons: 33
Coding region: 69-4535 (1488 amino acids)
Biological process (GO): chromatin remodeling
Cellular component (GO): WICH complex
Molecular function (GO): protein binding; histone H2AXY142 kinase activity
Source: RefSeq, a predicted model, not a curated record